Messenger RNA from Solanum lycopersicum (tomato), 1203 nucleotides. RefSeq names its product gibberellin 3-beta-dioxygenase 1-like. Gene Ontology annotation, biological process: gibberellin biosynthetic process; response to light stimulus. Gene Ontology annotation, molecular function: gibberellin 3-beta-dioxygenase activity. NCBI's taxonomy places the organism in Eukaryota, Viridiplantae, Streptophyta, Magnoliopsida, Solanales, Solanaceae. The record is from RefSeq and is a predicted model, not a curated record.
AAAAGUUAUAUUUCCUACACUAUAUAUAUUCCAAGAAAAACUAUAUACAUAUCAAUACAACAUAUGUUUUUUCUUCAAAGUCCAAAAUAUGGCUACUUCUAGUACUCUUGAAGAAUCUUUCAAAGAAAACCCUCUGCGCCUUCAACACAUUCUUCCUAUAGAUUUUCAUUCCAUCCAAGAAGUUCCAAACUCUCAUUUAUGGCCUAAUAUCAAUAAUUCCCCAAUUAGUCAUGAUGAAAAAAAACCUACUAUACCAAUAAUUGAUCUUUUAGCCCCUAAUGUUGUGGAACUUAUAGGCCAUGCAUGCAAAACAUGGGGGAUAUUUCAAGUUGUUAAUCAUGGGAUUUCUUUAGAACUUUUUGAUGAAGUUGAAUCUCAGGCAAGACGACUAUUUGCCUUGCCAGCAAAAGAGAAGGUAAAGGUCGUGAGAUCGACUACUGGCGCCACCGGCUAUGGCACAGCUCGAAUUACGCCAUUUUUCUCCAAGUUCAUGUGGCAUGAAGGGUUCACCAUUAUGGAUUCACCACUUGAUCAUGCUAAGGAACUUUGGCCACAUGACUAUAAAAAAUUUUGUGAUGUGAUGGGAGAUUAUCAAAAGAAGAUGAAAGCUCUAUCCUUCCAACUCUGGAUGCUUAUCCUCAAUUACUUACAACCAUCUCAAGAACAUUCAAUUAAGUCAUUUGAAUCUACAGGAGCUUUACAACUGAAUUCAUAUCCAUGUUGCCCUAACCCUAACCAUGCAUUAGGGUUAGCUCCUCACACAGAUUCGUUAUUCCUAACAAUACUCCAUCAAACAAAUAACACAAAGGGUCUUCAAAUCUUGAAAAAAGACCUAGGAUGGACUUCAAUUACUCCAGUUUCCAACGAUGCCCUCAUUGUUAACGUAGGUGAUCUUCUUCAUAUACUCUCCAAUGGAGAAUUUCCAUCGGUUUAUCAUCGAGUUCUAGUGGAUCAAACUAAGCAUAGAGUAUCUCUGGCUUAUUUUUUUGGACCUCAAGUUGAUUCUGUGAUUGUUCCAUUAGUUUCUUCUAAGGAUAAUGUUGGUGUUGUACCAAAAUAUAGAAAUGUGAAGGUGAAAGAGUAUAUUGAUCUCAAGGCUAAACAUAUGGAGAAGGUGUUCUCAAUGAUUAGAUUUUAAUCAUGUCAUAGUAUUUAAGUACGUAGGACUAAGUAAAUUUUUAUUUUAAGGUCUGAUUCCCAUCU